GGAAAAAAAGCAGCAUCGGCGGCCGUUGGGGGAAGAGAGUAAAUAGAGAGAGAAGCCUCAAGAUGGCUGACUCGCAGGGCAGUAUUCACCUCUCUGGAGCUGCCUCUGUUGCUACUACUCCUACUGUAGCCUCAGUUCAAAGCGCGCUCGGCAAGCCGACCGAGGCGAAAGGAACCCUUGACAACCACUCCCAGUCUUCCCGCGAUUUCAACCAGCCGCCGCCGCCCAAGAAGGUCCGAGUCGAAGAGAGGAGCGUUAAACCCAAGAAACUCAACAGGGACGGAGGAGUGGGAGGCAACGGUAGCGGUAAAGAGAAACUCCAGCAGCACACGAAGCUGCAGAGUUAUGGCAGCAGCUCGGGCUUGUGGAGCUGUAGUCCGGUUAAGACGGCCACCAGCAGCAGCAACAACAACCCGUCUCCGGUGGGUGCUACUGGUGGGUCCCAGACACCGAUAACCCAUCACAAAGUCUUUAAACAGAGCGAUUUCUUCCUCCACAAGGCACCUUCUUCUUCCAAAUCCAAGAAACUAAGUAAGGAUAAACAGCGAGAGAAAGAGAGGGAGAAGGGGAAAGGAGGCGUAGAGGAGAAAAAGAAACAUAAACUGUUGUUGACCUCCGGAUCUUGGACUACUGUUAAUAACGACGUCGGUAAAUUUAAUAACAUUUCUGCAGCGAAGAAAGAAAAUGGAGAUGUCACGUUGCCACCAAAAGAUCACUCCACCAAGGACAAGGCGAAGGAGAGGGAGCGAGAGGAGAGGGAGAAGAAGAAGGUCAAAGAGCGAGAGAAAGAAAAGGAGAAGAAGAAGCACAAAGUGAUGAAUGAGAUCAAGAGGGAGAAUGGAGAAGUCAAGCAGCCGAUUAAAGAUGACAAAGAGAAAGCCAAGAUCAACUCAGAGGAGCUGCAAAUCAAAAAAGUGAAGAAGAAAAAGAAGAAGAAACACAAAGAAGGGGAGAAGCACAAGCGUGUGAAGAUGUACCACCGGUCCUGCCAAACCAUCUGUGCUGGCCUGCUUCUCCUCCCUCCCUCCUCUACGUCCCCCACCUCGUCUUCCUCCCCCUCUGAACUAAAACACGACUCCUCCCUAUCUUUAUUUAAGUCCCCUCUACCUGUUUAUCCUCCACCUAACAACAAAAGCUCCCAUCUCCCGCCCUCUUCUCCUUCGAAAUCUCACCUGAACUCUCUUCACAACUCACUUAACUCUCCGUUGUCGUCCACCACGUCACCUCUUUCCUCCCCAACCAAACACCAACCACAAUGCUCGUAUCCUGGUAUGGCGGAUCUGGAGUUUGCCUCGUACAUUCACGUAGAAAACCAGCCUAACGGAGGCGCCUUAGUGGCUCACGCCUACACGUCGCAGCUCUCCUCUCUCUCAGUGGACCAGAGGGAAAGGUUUGCUCAGGAGUUUGUCACGUUGGUGUUCAGUGAGGACGCGUCCCAGGCUGCUCGUUAUGUCAUGGGAAUCGUCCACGGAGAAGCCAAGUACCUGCCGGACUUCUUGGACUACUUCUCAACCAAGUUUCCGUCGGCUCCGGUGAAAAUGGAAAUAAUUGGAAAGAAAGACAUAGAAACCACGACUAUGGCUAAUUUCUACUCUCAGGUGAAGAAAACCUACAGUCAUGGCACAUACAGAGCUGGGGCCAUGAGACAGAUUAGCCUGGUGGGAGCUGUGGACGAGGAGGUCGGCGAUUAUUUCCCAGAAUUCCUCAGCAUGCUGGAAGAGUCACCUUUCCUCAAGAGGACUCUUCCAUGGGGAACGUUUUCCAGUCUGAGGCUGAUGAGUCCCACAGAGAGCGACGACGGUCCUAUAAUGUGGGUCAGACCAGGAGAGCAGAUGAUACCUGUAGCUGAUAUACCAAAGUCUCCUUUUAAAAGAAAACGCUCCGCAAAUGAGGUGAAGAACCUGCUUCAGUCCCUGCCCAGGACCAGCGAGCCCAGAGAGAUGCUGUUCGAGGAUCGGACACGAGCCCACGCCGAUCACAUCGGACAGGGUUUCGAGCGCCAAACCACGGCGGCCGUGGGGGUGCUGAAGGCCGUAUGCUCCGUAGAAAGCUUGGAGCCUCCUCGUGUAACCAAAGAUGUUGUGUGUUUCCACGCUGGUGAUUUCCCUUAUGUAGUUCAGAGGCUGCAGUUGGACUUACAUGAACCCCCGCUGUCUCAGUGUGUGCAGUGGGUGGACGACGCCAAACUAAACCAGCUGCGGCGGGAAGGCGUUCGUUAUGCUCGCAUCCGCCUGUGCCACGAUGACAUCUACUUCAUCCCCCGCAAUGUGAUCCACCAGUUCAAGACAGUUUCUGCUGUCUGCAGCCUGGCAUGGCAUGUCCGCCUCCUGCAGUACCACAAGGGAGAAGGGGGGGAGGAGGAGCAGAAGGAGAAGGUUGAGCUGAAAGCGGAAGAGACUGAAUCGGUUUUUGAGGGGGGAAAGGAGGAUGAGAAGAAGAGGAUAAAGGAGGAGGAUGUUGAAGUUGAGGUGGCAGAAAGCAGGACGUUGCCAACUGGCAGAAAGGAGGAGGACGAUGAUUGCCUUCAGCAUCCACCUCCCCCGUCCCAGCCUGCUCUCUCAGCGCACUCAGACAAACAGGAGGUGAUGGAGAGGGCAGCUGAAGAGGGAGGGCCUAAACGGCAGGAUUCACCUCCUACAAAGGUGAAGGCAGAAUCUCCAGCUCCUGCCUGCAAGAAUAAAUCACCUCCACCUCGCACUAUGUCCCCUCCUGCGUUCCUUCCUCUUGAUCGGGACACAGAACCCAAAAUAUCAUCUAAACCUCAUCACCACCACCAUCAUCUCUUAGACAGCAGAACAACGUCUUCCAGUAGAAGUUCCUCCUCUUCAGCUUCUCCGAAAUCAUCCCCAAAGUCUUCCACCUCGUCAGCGUUUUCACCUUCACCUGUCGCAAGCUUGCACUCGACUUUUGCAGCUUCCCAUCCAUCUUCUACCUCUUCUUCUUCCUCGUCCUCCUCUGCUGUGGUGUCCACAUCUUCCCCUCUGCCAGCUUCCUCUUCAUCCCUGACAAGUCUCAAGCCUGCAGUGGAAUCUCUUCUCUCCACACUUCCUCCUUCUUCUCAGCCUCUUCCUUCCUCGGAGUCAGAUCAACCCAAGGACAAAGACUCGCUCCCCGUCACAGACACACGGACACAGGGGUGGUCACAGGGGUCGCCCACUGUGGAUGUAAAGACACACCCCUCCGAAAUCAACACAUGGACUUACACAGGGAUCGACAUACGGACACAAACACGCCCAGAGGCACGGACUCACACUUUAGACUCAGACUCCAGGACAUCCGUGGAUUUGCCAAUACAUCCACCACAGGACGCCUCGAGGCAAGGAAACUACAUGCAGCAAUAUACACCCCAGCAUCUCCCACCUCCUCCCCUCCCUCAGAUGCUUCCCCUCUCUUUCUCCCCUCUCCUGCCGCAUUCCCACGUCCCUCACAGACCUCCAGGGCUCCCCCAAAACACCCUCUCCAGUCCUUCACUUCCCACACAGCCUCAAACGCUAAACUCUUUUCUCACCCAGAAAGCACCGCCACAUUCGGUCCACCUGAGCCCGCUUCACCUGCAUCACCAACCAAAUAUCACCACACAGUCCCAGCCGUACUUCCAGCCCCCACUAAUGGCCUCCCCUCCUCUAAGCUCUCCCCUCACUAACACCCAGUCUCUCUCCCCUCACCUUUCCCAUCCACACCAGUUCGCCAAAACCUUCUUCCCCGCCCAGCAUCCCGGCUUCACCUCCCACCCCUUCCUCCCCCCUCAGCCUUUCCUCUCGCAGCCGCCGGGUGCUUACCCCCUACAACCGCAAUACCAGACCUCAGCAUCCAUGCAGGUUCAGCUCUCCCUGUCACAGUCUUUCCCUCACCCACCUCCUCCUCCACUGCCAUCCUCCUCCCCACACCCCCCUCCCCCUCUUCCUCCUCACCCACCACCUCAACCUCGCCCUGCUGUUUUCCCCCCACCCCCAAACCACGAAGAGGAGCCGAAGCAGAUUUUAUAAUAGUUUUUGUACAUAAUGAAACUCUUUUUAAAUGACUGUAUACGUAUAAGGUUUCAUUUUGGUUGUGCUGUUGUAAAACAAUGUAAAAUAAAUAACUAAAGAGGGAGAAAGCAGACACAGUAUCAUAGUUUAUCAAGCAGCGUUGGACUCGAUAUAACCCACACCUCUGGACUGAACUGGCUUAGAUUGUACAGAUGCUUUGGUCGUGCACAGGUUAAAAAGUGUGAUGGAGAAUUUCUUUCAUUUACAGGUAGCUUUGGCCUUUAGCCAUCUGAACUCUGAAGGAGAGAUUAUUCAGGCUCAAAUGAGCCUUGUCGUCUGCCAAACUGCUGUCUGGCUCUGUUUUUUUGUUUUGUUUUGUUUUUAAGUGAAGUGAGCAUAACUCCUUUCAAACAUCAGAUUAUCUGUGAGCCUGUCAGAUGUAGGAAGAGAAGAUUUCUCCAGACUUGUGUCAGAUAUUUAUAUAAAUAUAGAAUAAAGGUUGUAAGUGUGGCCUUUUCGUGAAACUUGCAGCUAAUGCUUCCAUUUUUGUGGCUUUUUUUUGCUCGUAUGUUCUCCGUGCCCAAGACUGUUUCUGAAAUAAUGAUGGAUCACCGCUGGUGUAUUGAUUUAAUGUUCCUACACUUCAUUACUGUACUGUACUAUACAGUCUAUCACAGUACUUUUCCCUAAUAUUGUAUUUAGAGCUAUAAUGCUAUAAUGUUGCCGUAGUUUUUUUAAUGCUACUCAACAUUAUCUGAGCUCCAGCAUGCAGUAGAACUGCAUUCAGUCAGGCCACUAAGAGUCACAUUUUCAAAGUACUGAGGUUGUCCUGUGCUGGCUGCCCUUAACGCCACAGUGGGCAGAGCUCUUUGUGUAAUUUUGCUGCUUUCCUUUUUUUGUUUUUCGCCCGUCUCCUGGAUGUGUGCCAGGGUUUCUUAAUUUUGAGAACAAGUUUUGUGAACAAACUCGACCCAGGGCCUCCAGAAGUCUCAGGAAAACGCAUUCAGGGCACAUCCUGAACCUCGAUUUUUAUCCCCUUAACCGGAUCUGUGUGUUUUAUUAACAAGCAGCUACGUUGACAGCUCACUGUGAGCUAGGAUUCAAAGAGCAAUAUCAUACAGAUGCAGCAUAGCCAAGACAUCCCAAACGUGACUCAUCAAAGCAGUUUUAGUGUGUGUGAAAAUGCAGUUGGUAUUAUUGUGGAAACUUUGAGUCGAGACUUGCAGAUUCCAUUAGAUUAUCCACAGGGCAAUUUCAGGUUCUUCCAAGACUCUAACUUCAGUGCAUUCAGGCUCACUUUUUAUUUAUUUUUUUUAUUUACACUUCGAAAACAGACGGUACGCUGUCAAGAGCUCGUUUCCAAAGCACUAUUUAUCUAUUUACCUGAAGUCUGCUUUCUCUACAGUGUGGAGUCUAUGAAAUGUUUUAUUUAUGAACCACAGACUGAAGUGUUUAAAAGUACAGUAAAUUAUUUUAAGUGGAAUUUUUAGCAGCGCCUAUGAAGAAUAUAUGUUUCUCCAAAUAUCUGAUCAUGAGAGUCAAACUCGUCUGUCUCGGUGCAUGUCACAGAGUUGUGUAUCUUUGUUGGUGUCUUGAUUUUUUUUUUUUUUGUCUUUUUUGUUUUUUACUAUCGAUAUUGCUAAUGUAGCCCACAUUUCCCCAGUGCCUGUCCUUAACUGUGAAAUACUAAAUGGUCCAGAGACAUACAGUGAAGGGGUCUUAGUUUUAACUGGAAAAUCAGAGCAAAGCCUUAAAUUGGUGUCUAAAGCCGCUGAAAGCUCUCCAAACAUCUGCAGUCUGAGGUCGGAGGGUUCAGCAGUGUUCAGAAGGUUUUUUGGGUUUCUUUUCCUUAAUGAUUCGUUUCACCACAAGCCUGAAAAUUUUUGGAAAAUGACAGAUAACGCCUUAGCUUUUUGUCGUCAGUUUGCCUCAACGGAGUUCACAGUGAGAACUCUCCACUGUAUGGCUCUGGGGGAGAGCAAGGUGAUAAUUAAGCACUUGAUAACAGUUGUGAGGCGCUAUGCCGCUCUUUUUACGCUUUUUGGCUUUUGGAUGUUACAGAAACACGACAGGAACUUCUAUAUUUUUUUGUAGAAAUGUGACAAAAAAAUUAUGGCUGAAAACAAAAAGUCUUCAGGGGCUAGAAUUGUUUUCACAGAGUUUAUUUAUCUCGUUUUUCUUUGUUUGUUUGUUUUCUGUUAUUUUUAACUGUCAGCACUGUAGUGUACAUAAUGAGUUUUGUAAAGGGGAAAGAAAUACUUGUAGUGUGGUUUCUACUUUAAAUAUGAGCCUAGCUAAUAAAAGGUUCAAUGUA
Pelmatolapia mariae (spotted tilapia) is the source of this 6282-nucleotide messenger RNA. Its product is annotated as lysine-specific demethylase RSBN1L-like. The record is from RefSeq and is a predicted model, not a curated record. The coding region runs from base 63 to 3986 and encodes 1307 amino acids. Gene Ontology annotation, cellular component: nucleus. The transcript is spliced from 9 exons. NCBI's taxonomy places the organism in Eukaryota, Metazoa, Chordata, Actinopteri, Cichliformes, Cichlidae.